AACGAAGAAAGUUUAAAUCGACAUUUUCACAAUGAAAUCAUUCAUCAUAUUGACCGUGUGUUUGAGUGCAGUUAUCGCAGUUCCUCUUGAAUUCUCCAAUGAUAUAGAUAAUAAUGAAACGGCUCUGCAUAUGGCCGCCGGAGAAGGCGAUCAUGACAUGGUGAAAAAGCUACUCGAUUUGGGUACAUCAGUUCAUAGCAUUAGUAAUGAUGGAGCAACCUCACUUCAUAAAGCUGCUGAGAAAGGUAAAGAAAAGACAGCACAAGUUCUUCUUGACAGUGGUGCAAAUGUCAAUUCACAAGAUCACAAAGGCUUUACCCCACUUCAUCGAUCUGCUUCUGAAGGUCAUCCAAACAUGGUGAAGCUGCUGAUUGAUAAUAAAGCUGAUGUAAAUAUAGCUGCAAAAGACGGAACAACACCGCUUCAUGUUGCAUUUGAAAAAGAAAAUGCAAAGGUCACCGAAACGCUCAUCACAAACGGUGCAAGCAUGACCAUUCGAAACAAUGAUGGUGAAAGUGUGCUCGGUAUGUCAAUAAAAUCGAUCGAAAAUGGAAUUUCCACCAUUUGGCUUGGUGUUCGAGAAAUGUUCGCCAAAACUGUGCACUUCGUUACGAAUCCAUCGGAAGCCAUUCGAAAAACAAAUCUAAGGAGUUUUACUGUGGGACCUUUCGUUCGACUCAAUUUCGACACUCGUGAUCAUAGCACCGAAGAUUUUGAAUAAAUUCGUUGAAGCAUAAAUUCAUCAUUGGGACCAUUUCAAUUUUGAUUUUAAAUUUAUCAUUUAAUUUUCAAUCGAUUCAUUCACCUAUUUAUUGCUUCAA
Sitodiplosis mosellana (orange wheat blossom midge) is the source of this 821-nucleotide messenger RNA. RefSeq names its product 26S proteasome non-ATPase regulatory subunit 10-like. The transcript has 7 exons. Bases 32 to 721 code for a protein of 229 amino acids. The record is from RefSeq and is a predicted model, not a curated record. NCBI's taxonomy places the organism in Eukaryota, Metazoa, Arthropoda, Insecta, Diptera, Cecidomyiidae. Gene Ontology annotation, molecular function: protein binding.